Lates calcarifer (barramundi perch) is the source of this 1234-nucleotide messenger RNA. RefSeq names its product odorant receptor, family 6, subfamily AT, member 1 (gene or6at1). Gene Ontology annotation, cellular component: membrane. The transcript has 5 exons. The record is from RefSeq and is a predicted model, not a curated record. Gene Ontology annotation, biological process: G protein-coupled receptor signaling pathway. Bases 1 to 1146 code for a protein of 381 amino acids. NCBI's taxonomy places the organism in Eukaryota, Metazoa, Chordata, Actinopteri, Centropomidae. Gene Ontology annotation, molecular function: olfactory receptor activity; G protein-coupled receptor activity.
AUGGACGAGUACAUCAUGGACGUGGAUUCUGACGAUGAGGAGGAAGGACUGGACCCCUCUGAGCUGAGGAGGAGGAGGAUCGUCCGCUUCCUCCAGGAUCUUUCGGACCGGAUUGUGAUGGCUUUCUGGUCCGCCAUUGUUGUUGUUCUAUUCACGCAUGGCUGUUUGGCUGAAAACGUAACAGCCAUGUGCGAGUUCAUCAUCCAGGGCCUCGCCAACCUUGGUGAGAAAAAGCUGAUCCUUUUUGUCAUCCUGCUGCUGUGUUACAUCGUAAUCCUGGCAGGAAACAGCAUGAUUAUCUUCUUGGCUCUGACUGAUCCAAAGCUCACCUCUCCCAUGUAUUUCUUCCUCUACAACCUCUCCUUUGUGGACAUGGUCUACACCACCACUACCAUCCCUAACAUGUUGUCCGGCUUCCUGACAGAUAUGAAGACCAUCUCCGUCCCAGGCUGCUUCCUCCAGAUGUAUUUCUUCAUCCAGUUGGCCGUUACCAGCCGUGCCAUUCUGACCGCCAUGGCGUUCGACCGCUACUUGGCCAUAUGCAACCCUCUGCGCUACACCACCAUCAUGACCCGCCCGGUCCGGCUGGUCCUCGUCGCAGGAGCCUGGGGAUUUGGGAUCUUCUGCACUCUGCCAGCCACCACCAUGUCCUGGCUGCGGCCAUAUUGUGGCCCCAACGUGGUGAGACACGGUUGGUGCGACCUGUCGUCUGUACGGCAGCUGGUGUGCGGUGAUACCUCAGUGGAUAACAUUGUGUCCAUCUCCUUUGCCCUGGUGGCACUGCUGACCACAGGAGUCCUCAUCCUCACCUCCUACGUCCUCAUUGGCGUUUCCAUAUCGAGGAUGGGUGUCGUUCAGAGGCUGAAGGCCUUCGGGACAUGCGCUGCUCACCUGACCGUGGUGUCCAUCUCUUACAGCGCGGCCUCCUUCGUGUACAUUUCCUACAGAGUGGGAAACUUUUCACCAGAGGUUCGUAUCAUUGUGUCUGUGCUGUACUCUGCUCUGACUCCUUUCCUGAACCCGAUGAUCUACAGUCUGAGGAACAAGGAGCUGCAGGAGUCUAUCGGGAGGACCCUGAGCAGGCUCAGACCUGCUGCUGUUUCAGCCACAAGGAACAUCAACACAGUGUCUUUAGAGAGAAACUGACACUUUAAACACUGAAACUAGUCUUUGAACUAUAUUUUGUACCUUCCAUGUUUGUUCUGCUGCCUCUUUAUUGACUAACCUAUACGCA